UCUUUAAUAAUUUGCGGCUGAAUAUCGUACUUUAUUAAAGUAGUCAGAUUAUGAUGUCUGGAACUAACGUGAACGGUUUGCUGUCGUCGACAUCUGUGGUGUCAACCCUUUAAGUUUCUAAAGGGGGGGGUCAAAGGAGUCACUGCACACCCCCGCAACUCCUGACAGGAACGCCACAGCGCGCGGGGCGGUUUGUCUGUACUUGGUGGACGACCUCCCCAUUCCGAACGACCUGGUGUUCUGCGCGAGCGAAUUCAGCUCGAACCGCGGAGGUGUUCGUGCCACUGAUUCCGCGCAUUGAGAGAUCUGUGUUGCAAUGGUGAGGUUCUGCACUGCUUAUUUCUUCUUUCAGAACACGAGCGAUAUAUUUAUUCAGGCAAUUCAACCUCAGCGGAUUCCGAUGUGACGCUGUAGAAAGAGAUCGGUCCAGUGUCCGCUUUUCUGUGAACCACCCAGAACACACACAGCAAGCUCGCGGAAAUUUUUGAACUUGGGGAGCAACAAAAACAUGUCGGUCGUGAUUUCAGUACGCCUACUCGCGUUCUGCGCUCUUCUCUCUGUGGUUUUAGGCAUGCUGCCUGGACACUCUGACUGUGUGAUUAAGAGGGAACAGGAGAAAUGCAUGGAGAAGAUUGCCCAUGACGAGCCCUCUGACGAUCUGGAGUACAGGUGUCCGUGGAUGUGGGAUAACCUCACCUGCUGGCAGUCUGCUGCUGUGGGAGAGGUGGUGGUGGUCAGCUGCCCAGAGCUGUUUGAGUUUAUGAGACCCGAUGAUGAGCUGGGGAGGAUUAGCAGGAACUGCACCGAGGAGGGCUGGUCUGAGCCCUUUCCCCACUACAUUGAUGCCUGUCUGUUUGAUGACAACGCCACCAAGCCUGAUAUGUACUAUGCAUCAGUCAAAGCCCUGUACACUGUGGGCUACAGCACCUCUCUGGUUUCCCUGACGACAGCAAUGGUCAUUCUCUGCAGAUUCCGGAAACUUCACUGCACCAGGAACUUCAUCCACAUGAACCUGUUUGUGUCGUUCAUCCUGAGAGCAAUAUCCGUCUUCAUAAAGGACGGGGUGCUCUAUGCUGAGGAGGACAGCGAUCACUGCUUCGUACACACUGUGGCGUGUAAGUCAGUGAUGGUGUUCUUCCACUACUGCGUCAUGUCCAACUACUUCUGGCUGUUCAUCGAGGGGCUGUACCUCUUCACCCUGCUGGUGGAGACCUUCUUCCCCGAGCGGAGAUACUUCUACUGGUACACCAUCAUCGGAUGGGGGACGCCCACCGUCUGCGUGUCCAUCUGGGCUGUGCUCCGGCUUCACUUCGACGACUCGGGGUGCUGGGAUAUGAAUGACAACACUGCCCUCUGGUGGGUGAUCAAAGGACCUGUAGUGGCCUCAAUAAUGAUUAACUUUGUCCUCUUUAUUGGAAUCAUAAUCAUCCUGGUGCAGAAGCUUCAGUCCCCAGAUAUCGGAGGCAAUGAAUCGAGCAUCUACUUCUGUGUGCAGAAAUGCUUCUGUGAGCCCUCGCAGGCGGACCACCACCCCUGCAAGAUGUCUGAGCUGUCCAUCAUAACACUGAGGCUGGCCCGGUCCACUCUUCUCCUCAUCCCCCUUUUUGGGAUCCACUACACGGUGUUCGCCUUCUCCCCCGAGGACGUCAGCAAGCGGGAGAGGCUGGUGUUUGAGCUGGGCCUGGGCUCUUUCCAGGGGUUUGUCGUGGCCGUCCUGUACUGCUUCCUGAAUGGAGAGUUUCUCCCUGAAGGUGCAGUCGGAGAUAAAGAGGAAAUGGCGGAGCUGGACCGUAAACCGGUACUUUGCUGUGGACCUGAAGCACCGGCACCCUUCGCUGGCCAGCAGUGGGGUGAACGGGGGGACGCAGCUGUCCAUACUGAGCAAGAGCAGCUCCCAAGUCCGCAUGUCCAGCCUGCAGGCCGAGAACCUGAACCUCAACCUGCCCACCUGAGUGUGUGAACACCUGGGUCUCCUAGUGCUCCGCCCACCCAGCCCAGCCCCACCCCCAGCCCCGCCCACCCCAGCCCCCCACCACCACCGACAACCAGAACCUGACCAGAACGUGACCCGAAACUGCACCGCAGGAGUGUCCAAAGUCUCUGGGUCCUCUCAGAACCUCCACACAGAAACAGGCAGAGAACAAGUGUGCCUGCAAACAUGAGACAAAUUAUUCAAAACAAAACAAACAAAAAAACGAAUUGAACAACUUACUGUAGCUAUUGUACUUGUAUAUGCCGCAAAAGUGCUGUGGCUGUACCUGCUAUAUAUUUUGUCCUUGUAUUGUCUGGGGAGAAAGAAAAAAAGGCAAAAAAACAACUUUCCCCCCCCCCCCCCCCCCCCCCCAAAAGUCAAGUUUCUGGUCAGGUUGCUGCUUUUGUGGGUUCUUGAGAAGUGGCAGUAGAAAGUGCGUUUUUAAAAAGUGCUUUUCUGUCAUGUAAUUUUUGCCUCUAGCAUCGCAGUUUCCCGCAGUUCGUGGUUAUGUAUGAAAGGAACGUACGAUUCCUCGGCGUGAACACGUUUGACCCAAUCAGGAAAGGGAAGCCAAACAUUUCCUGCAUAAAUUAGCCGAUCGGGCCAAUCAGGCCAGUUUGGCUCUGGGGGAAAACGCAAUGUAAAUAUCCGUCUGUCAUAACGCUCAAGUGUUACGCUUGCCGUCGCAUUUUUAAAUAAUAGUGUUCGUAGAGUUUUAUAAACGCUGUUACUUAAAACAGAAGUAGUGUUUUCUCCUCUCUGGGACACAGGAAGGCGCCGAUCGGGGGACUGACCAUGGGCACCUUUUUGUCCCAAAAGCGACAUCUUCGAAAAGACAAAACUUCGACCAGGUUGACAAUCAUGAAUCGUAAAAAAAAAAACCUCUGUUUGCUAUCAAAGAGUGAAAAUAUUCACAUUCCGUAUGUUUGAUAAACAUCAGAACACACCCCGUUUGAGGGAAGCCUGUGAUUGGAGAGAUUGAUGGGAUAUCUGUGGACACUGAAAUGUGUGGCCAAUCCGUUCAUUCGUAGCUUAAUCAGGUUUCGUUACGAGCUUGAUGUGUGUGGAAAUGUCUUCAAUGAACAAAUGAUAAUGGUAAUCAUGCUUUUUGUAAAUGCUUGUCUUUUACUAUUGUAAAUUUUAUAGUGUUAAACAGCCAAUAGUACAGAAUAUGUCAAUUAUGAAAACACCUCAUGGGCGACUCCUGUGUAUUAUUAUUAUUAUUAUUAUUAUUAUUAUUAUUAUAGCUGAAAUUUCUUACGCAUUUCCAUACAAUUAUUGUGAUGCUCUGAAUUGUAAUUGAAAAUGUAAGUAUAUAUACAGUAUAUACAUAUACUGGAGUCCAGAUCUGUAGAGUCUUAUAUUUCCAAAAUAAAUGUAUAUGAAAAAUGUAUUUAGAUAUAGGCUGGUGCUGCUAUGUAGACAAUAACUAAGUCAAGAAGUAGCCUGUUAGCUUAAUUUUAACGUCUACUUUCUUUAAAUACAAUUAAGUAUUAAGUACAUAUUUGUUGCGUACGUAUUGAUUUAAGAACCAUAGAUAUAAAAAAAAAAGAUGUAAUAUUUUUUUUAAUGGCCUCCCAGCCAUUUCAUUCAUGUGCAUUUUUAUGAAGCUGAGUUCUUUUUUAAUUGCUGCUCCACUGAACUCUGUUUACUGGAAGUGUUCAUAUAAGCUUCAGGCUGAUUCAUACUUCGCCACACAACGCUUUCGACAGACGUUAGCUUUCGCGGUCCGUGUUUCAGCCAUCCAGCCAAAAUAUUCCAAAGAUCGCUGAUUCUGUGAAAGCGUUUUCUGAGCAGCCUGGGCCACAGACGCGAUCCGCUUCUUCUGAUGUCAAGAGCAGUUCCUCUCCUUUAACAGGACGGUUAUCUUCAACCCCAAAAAGUGCCUUUCAGUCACAGUAACAAAGACCACAACAAGUGGUGUUUAACUAUUAUUCAGCAAGAAAUUAUAUCAAUUUUGUGUUUUCAUAAUUCCUGAAAGAGGAGCCUGCAGUUUUUUUUUUAAGAAAGAAUUUUAGUAAAAAGUGCUUUUAUUUGGUCAACUUAACCAAGAGGCCUUUGAUGCAUUUUCGCUUGUAAAAAUAGAAUUUUGACCCCCGUUUAUCUAAUUAAACUAGAGCUGAUGGGAGUAUUGCAGCUGGACUUCAUUCACUCUUUCUUACUUGGAUAGGCCUGCUAAUACAGAAAAACCAUUAUUUCAAUUCAGUUGUAAAAAAACAAAACAAAAAAAAAACAUGCAGAGUCCGUAAUAAAUAUCUAUAUCACUCGUUUUCAUGACAAUAUUUUAUUUUAGCUCAUAAUUGUUAAAGUAUGGUGACUAAAUUCACAUUUAUAUUUAUAUUAAAAAGAUCCUAGUUUUUUAAUUAACAUAAUUCAUAAACACAACCAUAGCCUACUGUCAUAUGGUUUACUUUUAUUAAUUGCGCUGUACAAAUAGCAUGCUUUUAAAAAAGUUUCAUACAAUUAAGCGUGAGGUGCGCAUUAGGGAAGAAGUAACACAUAUUGUUUUUGCCGGUACUGUGUGUACAUAUACAGUAAUGUGAUUUAAAUCAUUACUGCUUAUAUAAUUUUGAAAAUUA
Molecule: messenger RNA, 4551 nt
Organism: Anguilla anguilla (European eel)
Lineage: Eukaryota; Metazoa; Chordata; Actinopteri; Anguilliformes; Anguillidae
Product: pituitary adenylate cyclase-activating polypeptide type I receptor-like
Exons: 15
Coding region: 509-1960 (483 amino acids)
Biological process (GO): cell surface receptor signaling pathway; adenylate cyclase-modulating G protein-coupled receptor signaling pathway
Cellular component (GO): plasma membrane; neuron projection
Molecular function (GO): G protein-coupled peptide receptor activity; peptide hormone binding; vasoactive intestinal polypeptide receptor activity
Source: RefSeq, a predicted model, not a curated record